This is a messenger RNA of Cladophialophora bantiana CBS 173.52, 1284 nucleotides long. RefSeq lists its product as uncharacterized. Gene Ontology annotation, molecular function: transmembrane transporter activity. The transcript has 3 exons. Gene Ontology annotation, cellular component: fungal-type vacuole membrane. Bases 1 to 1284 code for a protein of 427 amino acids. Gene Ontology annotation, biological process: transmembrane transport. The record is from RefSeq and is a predicted model, not a curated record. NCBI's taxonomy places the organism in Eukaryota, Fungi, Ascomycota, Eurotiomycetes, Chaetothyriales, Herpotrichiellaceae.
AUGCCCGUCAUAGAGGUCAAUACCGCCAGCAGUGCAAACCUCGCCAUUGGAUUGGAUCAACAGAAUCCUCCAGCACCACUUAAUCGCUCGACAACCCUCAUUUUCACAGUAUGCGGCAUCGGCUUUUCCUUUGGUGUGUACCAAGAUGUCUACCAGGGCCUGUCCCACGACCCUUCGUCGCCAUUCUACGGCUCAUCACCGGCCAUGAUUGACCUCAUCGGCACGCUGGCCAUCUCGCUCAUGACAAUCGGCGCCCCCUACGUGACGGCGUGGACUAAACGAUUUCCUCCCCAAUUUGUCAUCUGGGCUGGUGGGAUUGUGUUUUCUCUCGCCUUGCUGUUGGCCUCGUUCGGCCAACGAAUGUGGGAGAUCCAGCUCACUCAAGGAUUGCUCUGCGGCAUAGGGACUUGUCUAUCCUACAUGCCCGCGGUUACGGUGGCGCCGACUUGGUUUACGGCGCGUCGCGGUCUGGCCAUGGGGUUUCGCAACUCUCUGCGCAUAUCAGCAGCCGUUGCCUUUGUGCUCAUCAGUGCCACCGCUCCCGUCAUGCGUUGGGAAGCUCCUGCAUCACGCCGGUUCAGGGCAGAAGCGAGGCAUUCGCCAGGCAUCGUGGGCCUGCUCAAAAUCCCCUUGGUGGACUAUCGCAUCGCUCGAUCCCGCACCUUCUUUGCGCAAGCCCUGGAGGCCGCACUGCAAUCCGCGGCAUAUUACACCCCCGUGUUUUUCUUCGCCUCGUAUGCAAGAACCUUGGGCUACUCUUCGGCCACGGCUUCGGACUUUAUCGCCCUGUCCAACGCUGCCAACGCUAUUGGGAAGAUCAUCAUCGGCCACGCAGCAGACAGAAUCGGCCGCCUCAAUGCUUUGUUCCUGACUAUGGCUAUUUCAGCGGUCGCUGCGCUUGGGUUGUGGAUUCCCUCGUCCCUUUCCUCGACCCAGGCUGACAGCCGCAACCUGUUUAUCGCCUUCACGGUACUCUAUGGCAUUUUCGCAUCCGCAUACGUGUCACUCUUCCCGACCUCUCUUGUCGAGGUCUUUGGAGUUCAAAACUUUGCCUCGGUGAACGGGUUUCUGUACAUGGUGCGAGGAUUGGCCACCAUGGUCGGGACACCCGUCGCCGGCGCACUCGUCCGAAGUGCCACUCAUGAAAAAGGCCCUGCCCCGUACCAGAACACUGCCAUUUUGGUGGGCGUGCUGCUGACAAGUGCCACUCUGGCCGUGUUUUGGGUCAGGUUGGAGGCUGCGGUCAGCAAUUUGAGCCAAGGAGGCGCAAAGUGGAAGCUUUGA